AUAGUACCCAUCACUGCACCCCCCACCUCUCCUCCUCUUCUUCCCCACACUGAUGCUCCCCCUCUGCUCCAUAAUCAUUGCUUUGAUCUGCCACAGGAGAGCUCCAGGGCCAGGACACACUCACUCUCACUCUCUUAUCUCUUGGUGUGCUGGAAAAAAAAUGAUCUUGGGAUGGCGUUAAUGUGCUGUUCUGAGUGAUGAUGGCGUAGAGUGGUGCUUGGGAUGAGGAGUGGUGGCUGGAUCUCUCUUUCUUGGGUUUGCAGCUGCGCUUCAGGGAGGAAAGAUCCACCCCAGAUGUCCGGGCUCACCCCUCUUCUUCUCCUGUGAUGAAGGUAGAUUGCCGGUAUUAGAUUUUCAUGUAGGUUGAUAAGCUGCUUUGAUCAGAAGAAGUUAAGGAGUGCAAUUCUGUUGUCUUGAUUGGAUCUGAUGGAGAUGAUGUCGCCAACGAAUCCGAUGCGGAAGUACUCAUGGUGGUGGGAUAGUCAUAUAAGCCCAAAGAACUCAAAAUGGCUUCAAGAAAAUCUCACAGAUAUGGACAGCAAAAUCAAGCAGAUGAUCAAGAUAAUUGAUGAGGAUGCUGACUCAUUUGCAAGAAGAGCAGAAAUGUACUACAGAAGGCGUCCAGAGUUGAUGUCUUUACUCGAGGAGUUAUACCGUGCUUACCGAGCUUUAGCUGAAAGACACGAUCAUGCUGCUGGGGAACUCCGACAUGCCCAACGGAAAAUGGCAGAAGCGUUUCCUGAUGAGUUUCAGUUAGACUUGGAUGAUGACUUGCCAGCUGAAACCUCAUCUACAGAAACUGACGCUGAUAGCCGUGACAUGACACCAUUUUUCCUCUCCUUCAUCAAUUCUGGUGAUUCAAAAAAGCGAGCUAAAGAUGACCAAGACCAUGAGAAGCUGCAGAAAGAAAUAUCAAAUUUGUCACAGGAAAAUCAAGAACUCAAGAAAAAGAUUUCUUCAGUGUUAGAAAAGAGCGAAAGGGCUGAAUCUGAAGUUGUUUGCCUCAAGGAGGCCCUUGCACAGCAAGAAGCUGAGAAGGAAGCUGCGUUUUCACAAUGCCAACAGUCCAGUGAUCGAUUACAGCUCCUCAAGUCUGAAAUACAGCAAACCCAGGAGGAGUUCAAGAGACUGAAGGAGGAGAUGCAAAAUGGACUGCAAAAUUUGAGCACUGCAGAGGAGCGUUGCCUUCUGCUUGAAAGAACUAACCAGAAUUUGCAUUUGGAGCUAGAUAAGUUAAAGAAUGACUCAAAAGAGAAGCAUGGAGAACUCAAUGAGAAGCAUGUUGAGUUGGAAAAGCUUAGCAUAUCUAUACAAGAAGAGCAACUCAAGAGCAUGCAAGCAGAAAUGACACGGCUAUCACUGGAGAAGCAACUGGCACAAGCCAAGGAGAAACUAAGAAUCUUGACUCUUGAAAAGAAUGGUGAAGCAAGUAAGUUUAAUGACAUUGAAGCAAGCAAAGCUAGACUCCACAAUGACCUGGAGAAGAUUCGAGAAGAGAACCGUAAGCUGGAGGAGCAAAACAACUCUUCCACCUCAGCAAUAAUCCGUCUGCAGGAUGAGGUAAUUUCCUUGAAGAAUGCCCAGCGGCUACUUGAGGAAGAGGUAUCUAGGCAUGUUGAGGAAAAGAAGGUGCUUCAAUAUGAGCUUUCACAGCUCAAAGAUGACAAGGGUGACUCCGAGAGGAAACAUUUUUCAAUCAAGGAGCAAAUACAGGUGGUGAAUUUCAAUGUGGAAUCCCUCCAAGCCCUUGCACAAGAGGUAAGGGAUGGGAAUGUUGAGCUUAAAGAGAUCAUCAAACAUCAUGAGGGUGUGAAAGCCCUUUAUGUUGAGAAUCUGAUGCAAUUAGAGAGGACGUUGGAGAGAAAUGCUCACUUGGAGAGAUCUUUAUCAGCUGCAAGCACUGAGGUUGAAGGAUUACGAGAGAAGAAGGUAGCACUGGAAGAAUCAUGCAAGCACCUCAAUUCCAGGAUUAAUGGCUUCCAGUCUGAGCGGUCCAUGUUCAUUGCACGGCUUGAGGGCAUAUCUCAUACAAUGGAGAAUCUAUCAGAGAAAAACGUGCUCUUGGAAACUUUGUUAUCUGAAAAUAAUACUGAGCUUGAAAUCCUCAGAAGGAAGCUGAAAGACUCCGAAGAAUCCUCACAGGCACUCCGUAACCAGAAUUCUGUACUUCGAUCUGAAAAGAGAACCCUUGUGCAUGAGGUUGAUAGCAUGAAUGGCGCUCUACUCAAUUUAGAGGCCCAGUAUGCAGAGUUAGAAGGACAUCACUUGGAUCUUCAGCAGGACAAAAAUAAGGCGCUUAAUGAAGUGAUAAAGCUACAGGAGAUGUUAAGGCUUGAGAGAGAGGCGCACAAAGAACUGAACUACUCAGGCAAGACUCAGUUCAGUGCUAUACAGAAGCAGUUGGGCCUACUGCUCGAGGAAGCGCGUUGUAAGGAGAACCAGCUUCAAGAGGAGGAGAAUAAGAUCAUUGAAGCUCGGACAGAGAUUUUUGUCUUGCAGAGGUGCUUAGUUGACAUGGCAGAGGGAAACUCUAAUGUCUCAGGACAACUGCAGAAGCAGAAAGAGGCAUGCAAGGUCCAGGAGGAGAAAUUAACCUUUCUGUCACAAAACAACCGUAAUUUAACUGAAGGCAUUGGUUCUGUGAUGGAAGUACUACAUUUGGAUGAUAAAUAUGGAUCGCUUGAUCUGAUGAAGCUUGACGUAAUCAUGCAGCUCAUCUUGCAUGAGAUCAAGUGCUUGCUGAAUACUAUUUCUGAUGCUCAGGACGUGAAGCAAAACCAGAUCCUUGAGAAGUCGCUCGUCGUCACACUUUUGGAGCACUUUGGACGAGAGGUGGCUGAUCUAAGGUCAGAAAGGAGUGUCCUGAGGCAAGAGUGGCAAGCAAAGAGUGAGGAGCUUCUGCAGCUGCAAAAUGAAAGGCAUGACCUCCUAAAGAUCAGCUGCGAGUUACGGAAGGAGAUGGAGGCUCGUAAUCGUAAGGUGGAGGAGAUGAAAGGUGAGGCAAAAUUCUUGGUCCGACAACUCUCAGAGCUGCAAGAGUCACGUCAGUCAUUGCAAGCUGAAGUUAUCAAGCUGAUAGAAGAGAACUCCUCACUCUCAGGCAAGCUUUAUGACUCCAGGGAGAAAGAGAAAACAUUUGAAGAUGAUUUGAGUACUCUCCUUGGUGAAGCAAUCAGUACAGAUAUCCUCGGUGUCAUUUUCAAAAGCCUUCAUGAUGAAAGGACAUCUCAGCUGCAGUCUUUGCAUGAGGAUUUCGGGUCUCUCCAUGCAGCAGGCAAUGAGCUUUAUCAGGAGAUCAAGCUGAUGAACAAGAAACUUGGUGACCUGCAACUCGAGAACAACUAUCUCGAGAAGGAGCUCAGUAAAACUAUGAGCAUCUGCGAUAGCUCUGGUUCAGAAAUCGGCGCUGGAAAGAGGCGCACGACACGAAGAGAUACAAAGCUAUUGAAAUCUGGCAGGAAGAGCCAACAAGACAGCAUUGUGAACAUGGAACAGCGCAAGGAGGUCGACCAUGCUGGGCUUGAGAAAUCAAACGAAAUGUUAAGGGAGAAGCUCCAGAAGCUGCAGAGCGAAGUCCAAGUGCUCAGGAGCAAAGAACAGCCAGUGAUUGAUGUCAAGUCCUGUGAUGCUGAGAUCACAAAGCUGCUGGCAAACAUGCAGAUGGCCACUGCCAAUGCAGCUCUCUUCAAGAAGAAGGUUGUCGAGCUCAUCGCGUCGUGCGAGAGCUUCGAGAUAAGCGAAAUGGUACAGAAGGAGGUUCUGAAGGAAGAGAUCACCCGGAGGAACUCUUACGUGAACGCGCUGAAGGACAAAUUGAGCGCUGUCGAGAUCGAGAACAGUAGGCUUAAGGUUGAUCUCAAUGGUGACUUCACACUGUUGGGAGCCUUACAGACUGAAGUCAAUGCCCUGGAGAAACAGACAAUGUCACUGGCCAAGGAUUGCUUACCAUCAAAUAAGCUCAGAGUGGAGGAAUUUUCAGUGUCACCACAGCUCUCCAAGAUAGCUGUGAAACCAAGCGAGGAUCAAAACGCAACGAAGAUGGUGAAGGACAUGGAGCUGCAGAAGCUGCACGGGACCAUCAAGGCGCUCCAGAAGGUGGUCAUCGACACCGGCGUCGUCCUCGAGCAAGAACGGCUCGACUUCAACAGCAACCUCCAGGACGCCAGGAAGCAGAUCGAGAUGCUCAAGCUCAGGGACAUGGCGGCCGACAGCGACGCCAGCGAGGUGACCUACGAGCGCAUGCUCAAGGACAUCCAGCUCGACCUCGUCCAGUCAUCCACUCCUGGCCGGAGCAGAGCCGCCGCCGCCGCCUCGCACCGCCGCAUGAGGAGGAACGCCGGGGCGCAGGCGCAGCCGGACGCCGACAAGACGCAUGGGCUGUGGAGCGUGGUGAGGGCGAGCAGGCAGCAGCAGCACGACGAGGAGGAUCUCCGGCCGCCGCAGAGCGAGGCGUCGGCGGAGAGGGGGAGGAGGUCGUGCUCGUCGGAGCUGACGGUGGUGAAGGACCUCAGUGUCGACAAGCAGGAGCUCCUCCCGAGGCCGGCGGCGGCCGUCGAGGCGCCGCACCGGGAGUGGAAGAAGAAGGUGAUCGAGCGGCUCUCCGCCGACGCGCAGCGGCUCGUCGACCUCCGGUCGAUCGUCGGGGAGCUCCGCGCCAGCGCGGAGGCGGCGCCGGAGCUGGAGGACGUGACGGCGCAGAUGGUGGAGGCCGAGGGCGCCGUCGCGCAGCUGAUCGACACCAACGGGAAGCUCCUCCGCAAGGCCGAGGAGUUCACGUCGGCCGACGUCGGCGGCGGCGAUGGCGGCGACCUCCGCAGCCGGAGCCAGCGCAAGAUCCUCGAGCGGGUGCGCAAGAUGUCGGAGAAGAUCGCGCGGCUGGAGCAGGAGACGCAGCGGUUCCAGCACGCGCUGCUCCGCCACGAGGAGGAGCGCGCCACCCGCCGCGCCGCCGCCGCGGCCGCCGCGGCGAGCUCCAAGGCCUCGUCCACCGUGCAGCGGAGGUCCUCGAGGGUGCAGCUGGUGGAGUACCUGUACGGCCGGCGGCGCGACAGCCGGCGGCAGCGUCGCGGUCCGUCGUGCUGCAUGCGAGCCAAGGCCAUCGACGACUAACUCCUCUCUCUCUCUCUCUCGCCGGCGGCCGCCGCGCCAUGAAGAAGCAACGAGUUGAUCAGAAAGAAUUAAGCUUUUAUUUUUCUUUCAAUUACAUCUUUUUAAUCCGUUUUAAUCUCGUGGAAUUAAAAAAAAUCCAAGUGUAAUUGUGGCUUCGUUGUGGUGAUCUCGUUUUAUCAUGUCGUCUAGGUAAAUAAUCUCGUGGACUAAUCCUUAGUUUCGUUCAAUUAUGAUAUCAUCAACUCAGGUAAUCCGUAAUCGUAAUCAUCGUUGUAAAUGGUAGUAGUUGUCCAUGACAGCUUCAUCAAACUUGUUUCGUCACCGUUCUUGUUCAGCUUCUGAAUUUCUCAUGU
Oryza brachyantha (malo sina) is the source of this 5462-nucleotide messenger RNA. Its product is annotated as protein NETWORKED 1A-like. Gene Ontology annotation, molecular function: actin filament binding. NCBI's taxonomy places the organism in Eukaryota, Viridiplantae, Streptophyta, Magnoliopsida, Poales, Poaceae. The record is from RefSeq and is a predicted model, not a curated record. The transcript is spliced from 6 exons. Bases 427 to 5109 code for a protein of 1560 amino acids. Gene Ontology annotation, cellular component: plasma membrane.